This is a messenger RNA of Ochotona princeps (American pika), 2839 nucleotides long. RefSeq names its product mal, T cell differentiation protein 2 (gene MAL2). The transcript is spliced from 4 exons. Gene Ontology annotation, cellular component: membrane. NCBI's taxonomy places the organism in Eukaryota, Metazoa, Chordata, Mammalia, Lagomorpha, Ochotonidae. Gene Ontology annotation, biological process: myelination. The record is from RefSeq and is a predicted model, not a curated record. The coding region runs from base 107 to 634 and encodes 175 amino acids. Gene Ontology annotation, molecular function: structural constituent of myelin sheath.
CUCGCGCUCGGCGCUCCCGGACCCCGCGGACCCGAGCGGCGGCAGCCCGGGAGGCGGAGGCGGGAGCGGGCGGCGGCGCGCGGAGACGCAGCAGCGCAGCGGCAGCAUGUCGGCCGCAGGGUCAGUCCCGCCGCCCCCGAACCCUGCGGUGUCCUUCCCGGCUCCCCGGGUCAACCUGCCCUCCGGCCUCGCCAUCCUGCGGACCUACUCGGGCGCUUUCGUCUGCCUGGAGAUUUUGUUUGGGGGCCUUGUCUGGAUUCUGGUGGCCUCCUCCAAUGUUCCUCUACCUCUGCUGCAAGGAUGGGUCAUGUUUGUGUCUGUGGGAGCUUUUUUUUUCUCCCUGUUCUUCUUGGGCAUGUUCCUCUCUGGGAUGGUGAAUCAAAUUAAUGCCAACUGGAACUUUCUGGAUUUUGCCUACCACUUUACAGUGUUUGUUUUCUACUUUGGAGCCUUUUUGCUGGAAGCAGCAGCCACGUCCCUGCACAAUCUGCAUUGCAAUGUGACCACCACCGUGCAGCCACUCCUGGAUGACAACCAGUAUAGAAUAAAUGUAGCAGCCACAAUUUUUGCCUUUGUGACGACAGCUUGUUAUGGUUGCAGUUUGGGUCUAGCUUUACGAAGAUGGCGACCGUGACACUCCUUGGAAACUGACAGUCCUGCUUAGUUUUUUUGUCAUUAGUUUUAUUGUCUACUUUGUAUGUCUGAUCAAUUUGGAUACCGUUUUGUCCAGAUGUAACAACAUUCCAAUAAUUUCUCUGAUGUAGAGAUGCAAAGGGCAAGUUUUGGUUUAUGUCAUGUAUGGGAAUUUUAAUUAAGUAGUAUAAUGUUUAACAGAGAAAUGGCCUUUAUCUUUUUCUCUCUUCCUUUCCAUUUCUAAGGUUUAUGAAAUGUAUACAGAAACUGUUUAUAUAAAACUGUUACCCUUACUCUGCUUGUUUAAUCACAUGAAUCUAAAUUCUAAUAGGAAACAAAAACUACCUAAAGAAAAUACAUUUCAAAUAGACUCCCUACUGAAUUCUGUUUUGUAAUAACAAAAUCAGUAUUGGCAUACUCUUUCUGUAAAGAAUCUGUGAUGAACAUUUUAGAUUUUAUGUGCCACAUAGCCUCUGUGGUCAUUAUUCAAUUCUGUUGUAACCUGGAAACAGCUACAGAUAAUAUGUAAAUGAUUGAGUGGCUGUUUGCUAAUAAACUUUAUUUACAAAAGCAAAGCAAUCUAGAUUGGCCCACAUCUUCUAGCUUGUUGACAUCUGGUGUGAAAUUUUAAUUAUAUUUUCUGUAUUUUACCGUGCUAAUUAUGACAGGUUACAAACUUUAUUAAUAACAGCCACAUAAUACUUAGUCUCAAUUUGCAGGAAUCAUGAUGUCUUUAGAUAAUGGUCAAACAGCCGUGGAGGGACAUAAAGUUCAUCAAGAGGAUGCAAGCAGAGUAGCGGGUAUGAGAAAACAAUUGAUGAAGUAAAUCCUAGUUGCUUAAUCAAAGUAAUAACCUAACAACUGAGCAAGACUGUCUUUGGGAAGUCCUUAAAGCAAGAUCCGGAGAGAUCCUUGAUUAUGAAUGGAACUGGUGUCUUCUACUUGUGUCUUAUUUUAGAUUUAUUUAUGCUACAGAAUAUAGCUGUAAGCCUUCUGCAUGAGUACACAGAUGUGUGUGGAUAUGUGCAGCUUUUCCAAAUAGAACUCUAUAAAGAGUUGACCUCGACUUCUAGUUCUUUUGCUUUACUUUCUGCGCUACAUUUGAAUGGAGUAUUAAACAUAAAGUUGUAGAUUAUUACAUGUUUUGGUAUUCUCCCAGACAUCUGUAUUUGUCACGGAUGAACAAAAUGAGUUUGGAAAUAACAGCCAACACAAAAACUGUCUAUGACAAAUAGCAAGAAAGUAUUUUGACCUAACCUGUAGGGAACCCAGUCAUAGAACAGAGGUGCCAUAAAGUUUUUAAUGGGAGAGGUAAGUGUUAACACUGCAGUUCCCACCAUCACAUGAUCCAGGAGACAUACUUGUACCUUGCCCCAAGAGAGCUACUUUGGGAAAGAAAGAACUGAAGUUUGCUCUCUGUUUCAACCCUCUGCUUUCCGGCUGAAUCAUCCUGGAAGGGUAUAAUCCGGACUACUUUAGUUUCAUGGACCAUUUGAGAUUCAUGGAUAAGUAGCAUGGUCAGUGUUUUUUGGUCAUAUAAAUACUAUUUAUGUAAUAAUUUUCCAGGAGAAGAAAACCUUGUUGUAGUUUGUUUUUUGAUAACAAAAACACCAAUAUAGAAAACAUGCUUCAAUAAGUGACUUGAGGCAAUAAAUCUUAAAACUUUAUGCUCUUGUCUAAUCACAUCAGUAAUAUCCAACUUCCUGGGAUAUUUUUUCUAGCUACAUUCCAUAUGCUUAAACUUGUGUUAUGAUUUAUAAAUUAUAAAGUCAUAAAUGUGCCAUAAGGGUAUGUAACCCAUUCUAGUCAGAAAUGUUUAAAGUUAGUCUGCUAGGAAUUAGUUGUCAGAUUUUAUUUUUACUUACGAGAUGUAACAAAUCCGUGCUUGGUGGCAUUAAAUGAUUUCAUUAAAAUGCUUUAGUGACACUUUUGUAAAUGAAUUGCUUCUAGAUCAUUAAGAACCAAACCUAAAACUCACUAACUGUGAAUACUUAGAUUUGUAGAUUAAUUAUAUCCUAGAUUUGUGAGUUAUGUGACAAAGUGCUUGAACAAAAAUUAUGGCAUUCGUGAAUUUCUGUAUAUGUCUUAGUUGUAAAAAUGAGAAAGUGUUGGUUGGUUUUAAAAUCUGAUAACUCCACGAUGAAAAGAAAAUUUAUUUUAUAAGUGUUAUGACUCUAAUAAAGUAUUCAUUUGGUAAUCUCCUGGC